Messenger RNA from Exophiala aquamarina CBS 119918, 574 nucleotides. RefSeq lists its product as uncharacterized. The record is from RefSeq and is a predicted model, not a curated record. NCBI's taxonomy places the organism in Eukaryota, Fungi, Ascomycota, Eurotiomycetes, Chaetothyriales, Herpotrichiellaceae. Bases 210 to 539 code for a protein of 109 amino acids. The transcript has a single exon.
AUCGCCAUCGUCAAUCGCUCGGUAGCGAACGCCAAACUGCUGAUCAGCCAAGUACAAGAUGAGAACCAGCGUCUGCGGAAGUCCUCAACAACCCUGCGGGUUCUGACCCCAUUAGUCACGGAUUCGAGGCUGAGAUGGCAGAGGCAAUUGGAUCAGCAGAUGCUAUAUUCUGCAUGUCAUCUUGUAAAUGACAGGAGUGGACACAGGUCAUGCUAUGUCUCGAGCAUCGGAUCAUGGCAGCCGGACAUGGUAGAUCUUACUCCCGGUCUUUUAGUGAGCGCAUCCGCCUCCAUCAAUGGCAUAGUCAUCGUCGACGACCUAAUAGCAACACGGGCGAGUGUGGCGAUCUCAUUCAGAGUGGGCUGCGAGGGAUCAAAUCCAAGAGCUGGGUGCUUGCCUAUCCACACACGGACGUGACUCUAGUCCUGUCUCGAGAACAGGCCCACAGCACUUUCGGGAUGGGCUGGUUGUCUAUAAGAGUAUUGGUUUUCGUAUCACGGAUAUGGCUGUGGCUGAUUUCAUUGUCGAGCUUGCGAUGAAGAUGGGGAGCGGCACCAUUGUACAUGGUAUAUAG